Molecule: messenger RNA, 1986 nt
Organism: Ruditapes philippinarum (Manila clam)
Lineage: Eukaryota; Metazoa; Mollusca; Bivalvia; Venerida; Veneridae
Product: kinesin-II 95 kDa subunit-like
Exons: 19
Biological process (GO): microtubule-based movement
Molecular function (GO): microtubule motor activity; microtubule binding; ATP binding
Source: RefSeq, a predicted model, not a curated record
UGUCGUCCUCUAUCAGAGAAAGAAGUACAGAAAGGAUACGAAAGGGUAGUGGAGAUGAACACAAAAAGAGGUGUUAUUGAGAUUAGAAAUCCUAAAUUGCCACCAUCGGAUCCAAAGAAAACCUUUACAUUUGAUACUGUUUAUGACUGGAAUUCCAAACAGAGGGAUUUGUAUGAGGAGACUUUCAGAGAUCUUGUGGAGAAUGUUCUUCAGGGAUUUAACGGGACAAUUUUUGCCUAUGGUCAGACUGGAACAGGCAAAACACAUACAAUGCAAGGAUUAAAAAAUGAUCCUGAACAGCGAGGGGUGAUUCCUAACUCAUUUGAACAUAUAUUUAGUCAUAUAUCUAACUCGGAAAAUCAACAGUACCUCAUAAGGGCCUCUUACUUAGAAAUAUACCAGGAGGAAAUACGUGACCUUUUAUCAAAGGACCAGAACAGACGUUUAGAAUUGAAGGAACGACCAGAUACGGGUGUUUAUGUGAAGGACUUGUCAUCAUUUGUGACAAAGAGUGUACGAGAAAUUGAACAUGUUAUGAACGUAGGUAACCAGAACAGAUCUGUCGGAGCUACAGACAUGAAUGAGCACAGUUCUAGAAGUCAUGCCAUCUUUAUCAUUACUAUAGAAUGUAGUGAGAUGGGGGCAGAUGAAGAAAACCAUAUCAGAGUUGGUCGUCUUAAUUUGGUAGAUUUAGCAGGAAGUGAAAGACAGGAAAAAACAAAAUCUGAAGGUCAAAGGUUAAAAGAAGCUACAAAAAUCAACCUGUCGUUGUCAGCCUUGGGUAACGUGAUCUCAGCACUUGUUGAUGGCAAGAGUACACAUAUACCUUACAGAGAUUCUAAACUCACCAGGUUAUUACAAGAUUCUCUGGGUGGAAAUGCCAAGACUGUGAUGGUUGCCAAUAUUGGGCCUGCAGAUUAUAACUUCGAUGAAACCAUGAGUACCCUCAGAUAUGCAAAUAGAGCCAAGAAUAUCAAGAAUAAACCUAAGAUUAAUGAAGAUCCUAAAGAUGCAUUGUUGAGAGAAUUCCAAGAAGAAAUAGCCAGACUGAAAGCAAACUUAGCCGGGAAGGGAGGUCCAAAGAAAAAGAAGAGAAGGAAGCAUGCUAGAAGGAAUGAGAAUGGGGAGAUAAUCAGUGAUUCAGAAGGUGAUGAUGAUGAAGAAGAAGAAGAGGAAAGUAAUGAAGCAGACGCUGAGGCAUACAUGCAGGAACAACAAGCCAAACUAGAACAAGAGAAAGAGGCUAUCUUAAAUAACAAAAGCAUGAUUCAAACAGAAAAAGACAGAAUCUUGAAUGAGAUACAAGAGAAAGAGGGAAGGAUGAAGAAAAAGAAAAAGAAAAGGGGGCCAGUUUGAGUCUAAAUUAAGGCUAUGGAGAGUAAGUUAUUGAUGGGUAACAUAGUGGAUCAUACUAACAAACAACAGAAGGCAUUAGAACAGAGAAGAAAGGAGAUUGCCCAACAAAUGCAAGUAGAGAGGGAUAUACAGAGAAAGUUGGAGGAGAAAGAGGAAUCUGCUGUAGAGUUACAGGAAACAUAUGUGUCUCUACAACAAGAAGUGGAGGUGAAAACAAAAAAACUGAAGAAGUUAUUUGCAAAGUUACAAGCUACGAAGCAAGAAAUCCAGGAUCUUCAGGAGGAACAUGUCAAAGAACGCCAGGAGCUAGAACAGACCCAGAAUGAACUUACACGAGAACUAAAGCUCAAAAUGUUGAUCAUCGACAAUUUCAUUCCAUCGGAGGAGAAAACCAAACUUCAGAAUCGUGCCAUUUAUGAUGAGGAUGAAGAUACAUGGACUUUAAAACCUCUUGCAAAUAAAAACUCACAAACCAUGGCUAAGAGGCCCAAAUCAGCUUGUGGUAAUAGAAGACCUGUGUCAGAGUAUGCCAAGAUGGCAGCUGCCAUGGGAGGAAAUCCAAGAUUUAAGGUAAAGUAUUUUACAUGUAGUGCAAGAUGGAAUAACAUUUGAUAAAAGUGUCCAUCUGUA